Molecule: messenger RNA, 4618 nt
Organism: Rhincodon typus (whale shark)
Lineage: Eukaryota; Metazoa; Chordata; Chondrichthyes; Orectolobiformes; Rhincodontidae
Gene: ercc5
Product: excision repair cross-complementation group 5
Exons: 17
Biological process (GO): nucleotide-excision repair
Cellular component (GO): nucleus
Molecular function (GO): single-stranded DNA binding; DNA endonuclease activity
Source: RefSeq, a predicted model, not a curated record
AAACCGGUGCACCGGUGAAUGUGUUCCGCCGGCUCCUUCCGCAGAUAUUGGUUCCGGCUGGGGGUGUGAGUGAGAAUGCAGCCUCCUGAUUGUGGUCGGGCCCCGCUCCCGGUAAAGUGCACUUCCAGCGGUGAGCUGUGCUGAUGUGAACCUCAUUCCCCAGGAAAUUCACUGCGGGGAGUCAGUGACCCCAAAAGGAGACCGCCUGAUUAACUUUUCUCAACAUUAUUACCUCGUCUUCAAAGAGUCCUGCUCUUGCUGGGGUGCACUUGUCCUGCCAAUUGAUUGCCCAGAAGCCGAAAUCCUGUGGAAUUAAAGCCCUUGGACACCCAAAGCCCUUCCGUGUAUCUCACUGCCACUGGAACAAAUAGAGACAAGGACAAAAACAAAGUUGCUGGAAAAGCUCAGCAGGUCUGGCAGCAUCUGUGGAGGAGAAAACAGGGGUCUGGUGACCCUUCCUCAGAACUUCCUCAGAGACAAGGACAUAUCAAAACUGUGGCAUCCCUGUGUCACUAUUGGCAGGAACAGGUUUAACCUCACUCUGCAACCUGAUUUUGAGUGAAUUUAAGCAGAAUUAUGGGGGUUAAGGGACUAUGGAAACUGCUGGAGUGUACAGGGCAACCUAUCAAUCCAGAAACGCUUGAAGGAAAAAUACUCGCUGUUGAUAUCAGCAUUUGGUUAAAUCAAGCAGUGAAGGGAGCAAGAGAUCGCCAUGGUAAUUCUGUACCAAAUGCUCACCUUCUGAUUUUGCUCCAUCGACUAUGUAAACUUUUGUUUUAUCGAAUACGACCAGUAAUUGUUUUUGAUGGAAAGACGCCUCUACUCAAGAAACAAACUUUGGCUAACAGAUGGCAGAGAAAGGAGCUGGCAGUUAAAGAUACAAAGAAAACUACAGAUAAGCUGUUGAGGACCAUAUUGAAGCAACAUGCCUUAAAAAGUGUUUUUGGCAAAAGUGAUGGGGUCAUUCCCAGCCUUUCUCAGGUGAGAAGAGGUGAAACUGAUGACAUUUUUAUUCUGCCUUCCUUAGAAAAGAAAGAGGAAAACAGUUCAGAUGAAGAGGCAGAAAAAGAAUGGGAAGAACGCAUGAGCAAUGAAAAUCUGUUUCAGAAUGCGUAUCUUGAGAACCCUCAUUCUGUAGACGUUGAGUCGAAAGACUUUGCUAAUUUACCUCCAGAAAUAAGACAUGAAAUCCUGACGGACCUCAAAGAGUUCACCAAACGUCGAAGGAGUCUAUUGCAGACAAUGCCUGAGGAGUCAACAGAUUUUUCCUGGUAUCAGCUGACUGGCCUCCUUAAACGCAACAGAAUUAACCAACAUAUUGACGGCGUUCAGAAAGAAAUGAGUAAACAGUACUGCGGGCAAAUUCAGAUGGAGUGUAAUAAUGAGGGGGAAUUCAUAAAGAACAUGGAAACUAGGCAGCUUAUAUCAGAAGAUGCUGCACACUAUAUUCUGAUAAAAGGAAUUCAGCCAGUGAGCAGUGAGGAUGCAGAGACAAAUCAGCAAAUUACUACGCUAGGAAAAAAUACAAAUUCGACAGCUGCAGAUGUAAUCUCAAACACUGGUUUGGAGCCCCGUAACGAUUCUCGUUCACCUUCUCCUGUCACAGAAACAGCAUCCACAAGUCCAAAUGACAGUGCUGCUCUUCCUCCUUCCCCACGGACUGUGCUUGCCAUUCAGGCUGCCAUGUUGGAGAGUAGUUCAGAUGAGGAAAUUGACUUUGGACGAGAUAACAAUUCAUUUGCUGCUGAGUGUAGCAGCAGUUUGUAUUCAACAAAUAUUGCUGCCACAAAUUUAAAUUCAUCAGCAAAAACUCAUCAUGCAAACCAGCAAGGUUUACAAGAAAAAGACAUGACAAACAAUGUGCAAGAGGAUAGCAAAACUGAAUAUGAUAAUACUAAAAAUCAAAGGAUUCAGACCUACGGUUCAAAUGAUGCGCAUAUAGAAGAGGAACUAAGUGUUGGUGAAAAUGAGUUACUGGAAAAAUCAUUCAAUCCACAGACUAUCCAGAAGACACCGAUAAGACCAGGAACUAUUCAAAGUUGUGAAGUGCAAGAAAUAUUUCCUGCAGAAGAUCAAAGUCCGAUCAAAGUCAGUGCAGUGGAACAGAACAUCAAUAUUGCUGUAAUAGGUACAGCUGAUGUAAUUAAUGAGAAACAGAAAAGUAAGAAGCUAGACUUUCAAUUUCCUGAUGAUUUGAAGGAGCGUGAAGAUCAUGCUGAAAUGCAUUCCUUGGAAAAUGAUAGAGGAAUAAUCCUUAACAGCAAGCAACGCAUUCAUCCACUUGGAGCAGCUGACUUAGAAAAUAACAAUACAAACAAUCGAGAAAUUCUGAAGAUGGAUCAUCCUUCAUCUUCUGAGACUGCUACCAGCAGCCAGCAUGUUGGCAGUGUAAAACUGACGCCCCACACACAGUUAAAAGGAGACUUGGAUCUCAAGAGUUUCAUUUCUUCAGCCAAAGAGAAUCAAGGUUCAGGAGAAGAAACUGAUCAUCAGGAAAUGUCCACUAAGAGUGAAGGCGGAAGUGAUUCCGAUGGUAGCUUCAUUGAAGUUGUUAUUGACACCAGCAAAGUGGACCUUCAGAGUGAACUGUUUCCUGCUGAUAUCUUCACACCCUCGAUGCCAGCUGUUGAAUCCACACUAGCAUCUAAGGGCAAUGCGGAAGCCACUUCAGAAACUAUACAGAGUGUUACCGAGAAACAAACAGAAGUUUUUAUCCAAAAUCAUUUGGAAGCUGCUGGCGAACAAAAGAUGAAUGUGGAGGUAGACCAACACGAACAGACAUCUGUAGGAGAAGCCACAAGAGAUGACUGGAAGGAUCUAGAUCUGGGUGAAAUUGAGGAUUUUGAGAAAGACUUGCUUAUAGAACAGUCGGAUCUGCAAUCUCAGAAGCAACAAUAUGAACGUAUUGCUACCACUGUCACAGGACAGAUGUACUUGGACAGUCAGGAAAUGCUGCGACUCUUUGGUAUUCCUUAUAUUGUUGCUCCCAUGGAGGCAGAAGCACAAUGUGCUUACCUAGAUCUGACCGACCAAACUAGUGGAACUAUCACUGAUGAUAGUGAUAUAUGGCUGUUCGGAGCACGUCAUGUGUACAAGAAUUUCUUCAACCAAGACAAGGAUAUAGAGUAUUACCAGUACAUCCACCUUCAUAACCAACUAGGUAAAUAAAACUUCGGAAUACAAAAACAAAAAAUUAUGAUAAACUUGCUUUUAAACCUUGGUUCAACUUCAACUGAAGUAUUUCAUCCAGUCUUGGGUGUGUUAACACAGUUAAUAAACAACUUCUCUUUCAGAGACUGGUGGACUGAAGCCCAGAAAAAUAAAAAACUGCGAGACAAUCCAAAUGAUACAAAAGUGAAGAAAAAACUGCGACACCUCGACAUUUACCCAGGUUUUCCAAACCCUGCAGUGGCAGAAGAAUAUCUGAAACCUGCUGUAGAUGAAUCUAAGGUAUCACUGUCCUGGGGUAGGCCAGACCUUGAUGAGAUCAGGGAAUUUUGUGAGAACCGUUUUGGCUGGACCAGGAAGAAGACUGAUGAAGUUCUUUUACCUGUCAUGAAGCAAAUCAAUGCCCAACAGUCCCAGCUACGUAUUGAUUCCUUCUUCAGAAUCGAACAGCAUGAGAAGCAAGUAAUAAAAAGCCAAAGGCUUCGCAGGGCUGUGACUUGUAUGUUGAGGAAAGAACAAGAAGCUUUAACAGAGACUCAAGGAAGUACUGGGAUAAUAGAAGCAGCCAGUAAUUCAGCAGUGGAAGGGAAGAGCCAGCAAGGAGCAUCUGGAGUCAAAGGCAGGUCGCAUAAUUCUCAAAUACAGCGUGGAAAAAGGAAAUCUCCAGAGCAGCCUUCCGGAGGAGGUUUUAUUGGAUCCAUAAAUUUAUCGAAAACGUCUGAUGACUCUGACUCUGAAAUAGAUGAUUAUGAAUUUAAACCAAAACAUUCCAAAGUUAUGAAUUUGCAUAAGAAAACUCCAGAAAAGGACAAGACCACCAAAAUGAGCAGCAGUUCAAGUGAUGAGAGUGAUGAUAAUAUUAUGAUAACAGCUAGACCUGUGUUUGAAAAGAGAGGAAAGGUUAAAACUAAACAAAGAAAAAAGUUGGGAACUUAAGCAGAUGAUGCUUCCAGGUGCACUUUCUGCAACUGUAUUUGUUUCAAGCCAAAUUUCCAAUUGCUUCCCUUUUUUUAAAAGACAAAUAUUUAAAGAUUUAUCUCCAUGCAAAGCUCUUCUAACUUCUGCGAAUUUAGUGUGACACACCAGACACAGGCUAAAGCCUUGUUGCUUUAAAGUGCCUAUGAGUUAGUUAAAUUAACUCUAGUUUAUCCACUGUAGAGCAACUUGAAACUUCUACAGUGCUAAAAUUGCCUCGAAUAUUGAUCUUGUACCACUGCUGAGAAAGCUAUAAUUAUGAAUGAGUGGUAAAUUUUUCUAUGUCUUCACCACCAAGUGCAAAAGAUAAUGAAUUUCAUGUGUUAUAAAAGUGUAGAUUAAAGAUAUCUUUAGGCUCUACAGAAAGCAAAAUCAUGUGAGCGAAAGAGCCUACCUUUGAAUAAAUAUAUUAAAAAUUUGAGUAUUUAUGUACUUUUAAAUGUGUACCAUAAAAAAUAAUCUGUAGACAAAUCAA